This is a messenger RNA of Symsagittifera roscoffensis, 1698 nucleotides long. RefSeq names its product UDP-glucuronosyltransferase 2A3-like. The transcript is spliced from 2 exons. Gene Ontology annotation, molecular function: UDP-glycosyltransferase activity. The record is from RefSeq and is a predicted model, not a curated record. The coding region runs from base 116 to 1654 and encodes 512 amino acids. Lineage: Eukaryota; Metazoa; Xenacoelomorpha; Acoela; Convolutidae.
AACAAUAUUGGUUUACACCAGUAAACUAUAAAUCUGGUAUCAAAAGUCAAAUUUGAGUAAACGUUGAAAUAUCAAGACCGCACUUUAGGAUCUGUUUUGGUUAACUUGACCAAAAAUGAAUCGAACGUUUCUUUUUGUGCUUGUAACAAUUUUCAAGUUCAAUCCUAUUCUAAGUUUGAAUGUGCUGGGAAUUUCUUCAUGUUUCACUGGACAUCUUACCCCAAUGGUUGGUAUAUUUCGUGCACUUAGGGCUAAGGGUCACGAAGUAGAUGUUUUAAUGGGCGCCGAUUGCUGUGACUCAAAAGUUGCAGGGUUAUUCAAAAACGUUUCGAACUGUUAUUUUACACCCAUUUUUGAGUCACAUACAAUUGUCGCGAAUACCCAAUUUGAAGGACUGAUGAAUUUGAAGGAGUUAUUCGCAGAAAAUGGAACCAAAAUAGCUUUCCAUCAAACGCACAAAUUUUUGACGGAACAUCCGGAUUAUGACGUAAUAGUUUCGGAUUACGUUCUGUUGGGAUCGUAUCUGGCCGCCGAGUUACAUAGUAUUCCUGUUGUGGCUACUUUUGGAGGUCCUUUCGUGCAGCUGUUGCAACACCAGCCUUUGGUCAAACGGAACAUCAUAUACAUGCCCGAAACUGUUUUGCCUGACUUUGCCGUCGAAAUUAUAGGACUGGUUGGUAAUAUUGUUUGGCAUUUUCUUGUGUCCGAAGAAGUAUACAAAGCAGUUGGCGAUAUUCAGGAAGAAUUUGAUAUGGUUCCAAAAAUACGAAGCUCAGGGCUUAAUUAUGGUCUUCCUUUUUAUUACUUUUAUAUGCACACGAAUCUUAUUCACACCGGACCGCCUGACGUUUUCCUUCCGGGUCUUGAGUAUCUGGAAUUCAAAACAAAUGCUCAUCACGUUGGCUUCAUUCCAGAUGAAACAUCUUUCAAGUCUUUGAGCCCAGAGCUGGAAUCUUUUCUCCAAAAGUCGAACAAACCUGUAGUUUAUAUGUCACUCGGAACCGUUUUCAAAAUAGAAGUCUCAAAAUUGGAAGCACUUCUUGCUGAUUUUGCAGACCAGGAGAUGUAUUCUGUCAUUUGGGCUGUAUCUGAGGGCUAUGAGGAGUUGAAGAGUAAAGAAUUGGAUGGUGGAAAUGUACUCCUGGUUACAAAAAUAGCACAGUUUUCGUUACUUAUGCUUGAAAAGGUGCAGGUCUUCAUAACCCAUGCAGGUGCCAACUCGCUGCAAGAAGGAAUCUACUCCACCACGCCUAUGUUAGUUUUCCCUGGAUUCGGUGACCAACCCAUGAAUGCUUGUCAGCUAGUGGAUCUCAAUUUGGCUUUGCCUCUAAUCGAACUUAACUUUAGAGAAAUUUCACGGAAACUUGGAAUGAUUCUCGAUAGCCAAACUUACACAGAAAUGAAGGGUAGGCUCAAGAAAAGUAAAGAUUUAAUGACGUCAUUUGGUGGCUAUAAAAAAGCGGCUGAAUUGGUUGAGCAAGUUCAACGAGGCGUGAUCAAAGUCAUCGAUCCACCUGCAUUGGUUGAUUUAAACUGGUUCCUGGUUUAUAUUCCUGCAAUGAUGUUCGGAGUGUUUGUUCUGCUGCCGACAAUAUUGUUUUGGACCUGGAUGAUACGAAUUUGCUGCCGAAAUGAUAAAAACAAAAAAGAUUGAAUCCAAAUUUCGGUAUUUUAAAAUAUCCUAGUUAUUAAUAAAUU